Raphanus sativus (radish) is the source of this 2869-nucleotide messenger RNA. RefSeq names its product triacylglycerol lipase SDP1-like. The record is from RefSeq and is a predicted model, not a curated record. NCBI's taxonomy places the organism in Eukaryota, Viridiplantae, Streptophyta, Magnoliopsida, Brassicales, Brassicaceae. Gene Ontology annotation, molecular function: triacylglycerol lipase activity. The transcript is spliced from 3 exons. Gene Ontology annotation, biological process: lipid metabolic process. The coding region runs from base 331 to 2655 and encodes 774 amino acids.
CCAAAAAAGUGCUUAAGAACAAAAAAAAAAAAAGAAGAAGAAGAAGCCGUCGCGAUCUGCCCAGACAUGGGCAGUGUCUGAGCUUGCGUCAGCGUCACCAUUAUCUCCCUCUCUUAUCUCGUCACGAAUCCCUAUGGAUCUAUGAUUCAUUUAUUCUCUAUCUCCCUCCUCUGUUUCUGAUUGCUUCUCUGUUCCCAACUAAAGUCCUCUGCUUCACGUUUCUUCUUCCUUCUCGACUCUGUUUCUGACCCACUCUCAAGUAAUUUCGUUAUUUUUCUGGUUCGCGAUCUCGUCUUCAUAGAUUUAUUGAUAUUCAAAACCUGGUUUCCAAUGGAUAUAACCAACGAGGCCAAUGUGGAUCCCUUUUCAAUCGGACCGACAUCUAUCAUGGGUCGAACCAUCGCUUUCAGAGUCUUGUUCUGCAAGUCAAUGCUCCACCUCAGACGCGACCUCUUUCGCUUCUUCCUGCAUUGGUUCCUCACAUUUAAACUAACCGUUUCACCCUUUGCAUCCUGGUUCCAUCCCCGGAGAAACCCACAAGGGAUCUUAGCCCUCGUCACAGUCAUCGCCUUCGCGCUGAAACGUUACACGAACGUGAAGACGAAAGCGGAGAUGGCUCACCGGAGGAAGUUCUGGAGGAACUUGAUGCGCACGGCUUUGACUUACGAGGAAUGGUCUCACGCUGCUAAGAUGCUGGAGAAGGAGACGACAACAACUUCAAAGAUGUUGUUAAACGAGUCUGAUCUUUACGACGAAGAGCUCGUUAAGAACAAGCUCAACGAGCUUCUCCAUCGUCGGCGAGAAGGGUCCCUUAGAGACAUCAUGUUCUGCAUGAGAGCCGAUCUCGUGAGGAACCUCGGUAACAUGUGCAACCCUGAGCUUCACAAAGGCAGGCUUCAGGUUCCGAGGCUUAUCAAAGAGUACAUCGACGAGGUCUCUACUCAGCUGAGGAUGGUCUGUAAUAACAACUCUGACUCGUUAUUAGAAGAGCUUUCUUUAGAAGAGAAGCUCUCCUUUAUGCACGAGACGCGUCACGCCUUUGGUAGAACGGCUCUGCUUCUAAGCGGCGGGGCUUCUCUCGGCGCGUUUCACACCGGUGUGGUCAAGAUUCUGGUCGAGCACAAGCUCUUACCUCGGAUCAUCGCUGGCUCUAGCGUCGGCUCCAUAAUCUGCUCGGUCGUUGCCUCGAGGUCUUGGCCCGAGCUACAAGGCUUCUUCGAGAACUCUUUGCAGUCCUUACAGUUCUUUGACCAGCUUGGAGGCGUUUUCACGAUCGUGAAACGCGUCAUGACGCAAGGGGCGUUACACGAUAUUAGACAGCUGCAGUGUAUGCUUAGGAACCUCACGUGUAACCUCACGUUCCAAGAGGCUUAUGAUCUAACGGGGAGGAUACUGGGGAUAACGGUUUGCUCCCCGAGAAAGCAUGAGCCUCCUCGGUGUCUUAACUAUCUGACGUCGCCUCACGUGGUGAUAUGGAGCGCGGUGACUGCUUCUUGUGCUUUUCCUGGUCUCUUUGAGGCUCAGGAACUGAUGGCUAAAGAUAGAAGUGGAGAGAUCGUGCCGUAUCAUCCGCCUUUUAAUUUGGAUCCUGAAGAAGGUACUGAACCAUCUACACGCAGGUGGAGAGAUGGUAGUUUGGAGGUUGAUUUGCCGAUGAUGCAGCUUAAGGAGCUGUUUAAUGUUAAUCAUUUCAUUGUGAGUCAGGCUAAUCCUCAUAUAGCUCCGUUGCUGCGGAUAAAGGAUUUAGUUCGAGCUUAUGGUGGUAGAUUCGCUGCCAAGCUAGCGCAUCUAGUGGAGAUGGAGGUUAAACAUAGAUGCAACCAGGUUCUAGAGCUUGGCUUUCCUCUCGGUGGACUCGCAAAGCUUUUCGCUCAGGAGUGGGAAGGGGAUGUAACAGUUGUAAUGCCUGCCACUCUUGCUCAGUACUCGAAGAUCAUACAAAACCCUACUCACCUCGAGCUUCAGAAAGCGGCUAACCAAGGAAGGAGAUGCACCUGGGAGAAGCUUUCAGCCAUAAAAGCAAACUGCGGGAUCGAGCUUGCGCUUGAUGAAUGCGUAGCUGUCCUUAACCAUAUGCGUAGGCUCAAGAGAAGCGCCGAGAGAGCAGCCUCGUCUCAUCAUCACAGUUUAGCUUCAACCACUAGGUUCAAUGCUUCUAGAAGAAUCCCAUCUUGGAACGUUAUUGCGAGAGAGAACUCUACUGGUUCUCUUGAUGACUUAGUCGCUGAGAGUCAUCUUUCGGGCAGGAACCUAAGCGAUAGUGAAACAGAGAAUGUGGAGUUGAGUUCUUGGACAAGAACUGGUGGACCUUUGAUGAGAACAGCUUCUGCUAAUAAGUUCGUUGACUUCGUCCAGGCUCUUGAUGUGGACAUUGCGUUGACCAGAGGGUUUAUUAGCAGCCCCAGUUCUCCAGCUACAAACACUUCAAGCAUAACGGUUACUGAAGGUGAUAUUCUACAGCCUGAGAGAACGAGUAAGGGUAUUGUAUUGAACGUUGUUAGAAGAGAGAACUUGGGAAUGUCUAUAGUGAACCAGAACACAGAGCUACAGGAGAGUGUACAGCUUGACAUACCUGAGAAGGAGAUGGAUAAUAGCUCUGAAUCAGAACAUGAAGUAGAUAAAGAAGAAGAUGAUGAUGAAGAAUAUCAACAAUAACGGCUCGGUUUCGGUUACUGUUUCUUCAGACGAUUUCGGUUUACAAGAACCGAUGUCUGGUAGUGUUAUAAACUGACUGAUUUGAUCAUGUGAGUGAACUUUCACAUUUUCGUUUGUUGUGUUGAAAUAUCUGUAAAUUUCCGAAAAAAUAAUAUAUUGUAUUAAUCAUGUUCAUUUAAUUUACAUAAUUUUGGCUUAUGAGAUGUGAUAUAUA